Molecule: messenger RNA, 1950 nt
Organism: Podarcis lilfordi (Lilford's wall lizard)
Lineage: Eukaryota; Metazoa; Chordata; Lepidosauria; Squamata; Lacertidae
Source: the annotation of a GenBank genome assembly
AUGCCCCGCCUGCCCGCACACUACCGGUACAUGCACGAACAUGGCAUCCGACAUCUGGUGUCACUCACGGAGCGCAGCCCGCCGUACCACGACACCUGCCCCGGCAUCCAGCUCCACCGCCUGCGUAUCGCCGACUUCUGCCCGCCUUCGCCUGAGCAAAUCCAGCGCUUCCUGCAGAUUGUGGACGAUGCCAACGCCAAGGGGGAGGUCAGUUUUCAUGCCGCCGUAUCAAGGCAAUUUCUCUAGCUGGUCUAGUGUUGUCUAUGCCGGGGGUGUAGAACUGGACUUUGAGCAGCGGGCUGGAUUCUUACCUCCUUGAGUUUCUUUUCCAACCUUAAGUCUCCACAUUUCCACAUCAGUUUGCGAUUUUUAAAAACAAUCCCCGUGAAAAUUUUGGCUUGAAUUUAUGAGCAAUUUUGUCAAAUAUAAUGUGUUUGCGUAUGUUAUUUUUAGUGUACAGUGGUACCUUGGGUUAAGUACUUAAUUCAUUCUGGAGGCCUGUUCUUAACCUGAAACUGUUCUUAACCUGAAGCACUACUUUAGCUAAUGGGGCCUCCUGCUGCUGCCGCACCGUUGGAGCACAAUUUCUGUUCUCAUCCUGAAGCAAAGUUCUUAACCUGAGGUAAUAUUUCUGGGUUAGAGCAGUAUGUAACCUGAAGCGUAUGUAACCUGAAGCGUAUGUAACCCGAGGUAUCACUGUACUGUAAUGUGCCAUUUUUACACUUUCGUUUGUGUGUCCGUGUAUUUGUACACAUUGCUUGACUGGAAAACUACCUUGUAAAAUUCGGAGAGGUACGGAUUUUGAUGUGUCGCUGUUUUUCCCCACUUGCACAUCGUUUCAGAAAGCGUGGAAUAGGUAGGUUCAAGAAGCAGCUCAGUAGCUUCACUAGCUUCACUGCAAGUGGGUCGCUGUGGGAGGGUGGGGAGGUGGCAGAGGUUCAGCCUGGUGCAAAAGCACCAGCAGAGCCAAUCCAGCACCUCACCUCUCCCUUGUGGUAAGCAACAGCGACCCACCCAAUGGAAACCCCACCUGGCAAACCGCUUCUGAUGUCUUCCUGUUCAAGUGCAUUUCCCUGAUGCUUCCCUAAUUUGCAAAAAACCAACAAAAAACACCCCACAUUUUUUUACAAGCAGAUUUCUUGCAAGAGAGGCCUUAAAAUUAAUGGCACUGAUUUGCAAGGCCCCAUCCAUACCUGAACUUUAAAUCACUAUUAUACCACUUUAACAAUCAUGGGUAAGCAUCCUUGGAAUUACAGUUUUUUAAAGGAUUCUGAGAGUUGUUAGGAUACUCCUAUUCCCUUCACAGAGCUGCAAUUGCCAGAGUGAUUUAACAAUUCCCAUUCCUAGGAAACCCUCCCUCAAUUGGCUGGUAGUUAGAAAGAUGAGAGGUGAGGGUUGAGCCUACAGUGAUGUGAUCUAGAAGCAAGAGAGAGGCAGAGCAAUGCUUGAUUUCUCUUUGAAUCCAAGGCUGUGGCUAUGAAGGAAAUGCCAGUCUUGGGGUGUGAAUGCAGGCUCAGGUUGUAUAUACAUGUAAAUAAACCAUAUAUCAUAAAUACACCACAGUCUCUACUGUGCCUCAUUCCAAAGGAAACACAAACCUUGGGUAUGUGCCUGGAACUCCUGGGAUCUCGCACCACUCAGAGGUCAGGGUAGCAUACGACAGUAGAGUGCAGACGUGCCAGGAGCUCUUUAAUUUCACAAAUGUUAAUUUCUUCAGGGGCCGGAGGGGCCCUUUCACGCUGCGGCUUUCCCUCUCUUCACCAGGCUGUGGCAGUGCAUUGCAUGCUGGGAUUUGGCAGAACUGGAACCAUGUUGGCCUGUUACCUCGCCAAGACCCAGAAGAUCACUGGCGUCGACGCCAUCCACGAGAUCCGCAAGCUGCGGCCAGGCUCCAUCGAGACCCACGACCAGGAGAAGGCCGUUGUCCAGUUCCACCACCGUAUCAAAUAG